CUUGCGAACAGUUGUAAAUUAUAUAUUUUUUUAUCGAAGUGUAAAAAUAAGUAUUGAGUUCUGAAUAUGGUGCUUAUCGGAUUGUUUUUGUUUAUUUUAUGCGGUGGUGUUUUUACAAACGCAUCUACUAAAUGCCUGAAUAAACCAGCAACUGUAAUCGAUAUAUUAAUAAGGAACAUUCUCGAUGAAGUAUGGGAAGAACACGAGAGGCUAUGUUUGAAGGAAACUCUAAAUAUAUUGAGGAGCGCGCAAAACUCGACUUUAUGGGCAUCUUGGGUAAUGGACUCCAUGCAAACACCAUCAGGAUUAUUUUAUGGCAACAGAUACAAUUUGGGAAAUUACGACGAAUGCAUUAAGCCGUAUUGGUUAAAGACGCAUCCAGAUUUGCUCACUCAGUAUUGUACAGCGGAAGUCUAUUUAAGUGAGAAGAAAUUUACAGGAGUUGUAAAGGAUCCUUAUUCGACAGUGGAACAAUAUAUUCACUCUGAAUCGAGAUAUGGAUUAAGAUUCAACUGUUUUACUUGGGGCGUGUGCGUGCCGAGGUCCUGCGAGAGACACUCAGUCAAUAAGAUAGUUAUGGCCUUGUAUAAGCUGACACAUCUCGUUAAUAGCAUCCAAGAUCCUAGAAUUCAGGUGGAUUCCUGCCAAUCAUCUAUUAGCGCGAAAACGUCAUUCGGAUAUCAUGUUUUUAUGUCCAUAUUGCUGGUAGCAGUCGUGUCUGUUUUUGUUGGUUCACUGUACGUUACAUGUGGUGAAGUGAAUGAUAAUACGUUAGGUCGCAUCGCCAAGUCUCUGUCCCUGACAAUUAACGCGUCGUCCCUAGUCCACCAGUCUGCGGAUGACGUCACCACGCUGCAUGGAGUCAGGGCCCUACUUUCGCUCGUGGUAGUGGCCCUACACGUGAGUUUCGUUACAACCUGGAUCGGUGCGGGCAACGCUGUGGACCUGGAUAGGGAUACUGAAGAAAAAGGUAUAAUAAACUUAUACCAAGGGGAGUCUGUAGUGGACAGUUUCCUGGUGAUGUCAGCCAUACUUCUGAUCAAGAAUUUUAUGAUGACGGGUAGAAUCCAUCUUUUUAGGUCUAUUCUGAAAAGAUAUCUCAGAUUCGUUCUUUUCAUAGGACCGAUUAUACUAUAUUUUUUAUUCGUAAUCGUCCACACUGGCAGUGGACCGCUGUGGUCUCGACUGAGUGAGAGAGAAAUGGAUGCUUGUGGUAGGAGCUGGUGGAUCAGUCUCCUGAUGCUGGGGAACUAUGUAGAUACAACUAACAUAUGCUACCCGAUUUUAUGGACGGUGCCUGCGGACUUUCAGCUAACUGUGGUAGCAAUGAUUCUACUUUGGAUAUAUCAGAAGAACACCAGGAUAGCUGUGAUCAUAUACAGUUUACUCACAAUAGCUUCCCUUAUAUUACCGGGCCUAUAUGUUUAUCAACAUCAGAGUUCACCAGUACCACCUUUGCAUUUGGGAGGACUUGCUAACUACCGUGAGACACUAUUCGCUAGUCCUAUUUACUUAUGGACGCAUCUUCGAGCUGGACCGUAUUUUCUCGGUCUUGCUAUGGGUUACCUGAUGUCAGUAUAUAAACCAUCGAACUAUAGGAAUGUAAUUAGCUAUAAAUGGUCACUUAUCAGUUUAAUAAUUUUGUAUAUUAUUACAAGUUUUAUCAUGGUUUGUGGCGGACAUUUCCAUAAUACGAGUAGGGUGUAUGGGUUAUGGCUGUCGGUGCUAUUCGCAUCUCUCAAUAGACCAUUGUGGGCUGUGGUAUUUUGCGGAUUUUUGUGCAUUUGUGAAUAUGGGACAGCAUCUGGAUUGCAAAGGUUUUUGAGGUGGCGCCCGUUCACAGUCUUAAGCAAGCUAUCUUACGGACUAUAUCUAGUGCAUACUAUUUUGAUAUCUAGAUGGGCUGCAGCCUUGAGAUCUCCUUUGCGCUAUGAUAUGUUUGAGACGAUGCUGAUUACCAGUGGAGUUAUAACAAUGAGCUUUUUUAUCAGCUUCGCGCUUUAUCUGAUUAUCGAGGCUCCCCUAGGAAAUGUCGUUAACAUGAUCUUCCAGAAAGAGCGAGAUAACAGGGCACUCACAGAAAAUGGUGCAAACAUUUCUAAGAAGAAAGUCGCGUGAAAGU
Molecule: messenger RNA, 2122 nt
Organism: Zerene cesonia (dogface butterfly)
Lineage: Eukaryota; Metazoa; Arthropoda; Insecta; Lepidoptera; Pieridae
Product: nose resistant to fluoxetine protein 6-like
Exons: 14
Coding region: 67-2118 (683 amino acids)
Molecular function (GO): acyltransferase activity, transferring groups other than amino-acyl groups
Source: RefSeq, a predicted model, not a curated record